Molecule: messenger RNA, 4101 nt
Organism: Pleuronectes platessa (European plaice)
Lineage: Eukaryota; Metazoa; Chordata; Actinopteri; Pleuronectiformes; Pleuronectidae
Gene: hectd2
Product: HECT domain containing 2
Exons: 22
Coding region: 357-2657 (766 amino acids)
Biological process (GO): protein polyubiquitination
Molecular function (GO): ubiquitin protein ligase activity
Source: RefSeq, a predicted model, not a curated record
CAGUGAGGGCCGCAGAGAGGAGACGGGGACGCGGGUAAAAGUUCCUCUCUUCCGGAUUGAAGCUCUUCUGAACCAGCUGGAGCUCGCGCUCCGUGGCGCGUGCAGCGGAGACUUUACGCGCGGCUCUCGGAGACCGUUACGCGUGCGGCUGUGUGCGUAACGGGAGGAGAACCCACCUGUCCGACGGAGGGACGCUGCUCCGGGUCCCGGAGGAUGUGAAUGUCCCUGAUUUACGCGGAGCAGCGGAGCGGACUGAGCGGACAGACUCAGGCAGAGAGCCGCAGAAACAUGGCCAGCCCCGGGAGGAGCGAGGAGGACUGAGAGCUUCCAGCAGGAGAAAGUUUCCACUCGACAGGAUGGAUGGAGAGAACCCUGCGCUGCCAGGAGGAGCAGUGGAGAGGGAGAGGGAGAGAGAGAGACUCCCACCGAUCUACGGCAGCUCCGCUCCAGCUGGCUUGGGGCGAGGAGUCAAGCAGCCGCUUCCGUCUCUCGGAACCUUCAUCUCCACGCUGAGCCAGAGGAGGGACUUAGGGGGGCGGGGCUUGUCUGGCGGCAUGACGGGCACCCUGAGCAGCAGCCUGGGGCUCCGACACGGGCGAGAGCUUCCUCCGAUCUGUGGUGACGUCCGUCAGAAGCAGCGUUUCUCCAUCGACACGCUGCCUCCAGAGGUCAAAGCUCCCUUCCCCCCCGACCCCGUCAUCCCGCUGAGGACCAAGACCACCAGGGAGUUCCAGGAGGACAUGGAGCAGGCCGUCCAAUCAGAGGACUGGAGGGACGUCCGAGAGUUCUACCUGACCACCUUUGACUCCUUCAUAGAAAUCAACGCUGCCUUCAAGCGAGAGGCGAACGGAUCGUUCAACACCAUCGACGACUCAGGAGUCAACGCCAAGUUUGUCAACGCUGUUUACGACGCACUGCUCAGCACACCACAGGACAUCCAGAAGUCAGUGUUGAAGGGGAUCAUCAACAGUCUGCUGAGAGAGUGGAAAGGGCCGCGCAGCAAGGACGACCUGAGAGCGUAUUUCAUUCUGGUUCAGAGUCCCCAGUAUUCAAGCACCAACACAUAUGUGAUCUUUGCUCACCUGCUGAGGCAGAUCGCAGUUCUGUCCGAGGCCGACCACCACUUCCUGGUUCACUGGCUCAAAAGGCUGUCCACACGGCGCUUCAGGCAGUUAGUGGAGCGCCUCCUGCAGUUCAUCUCCACCCGCCUGUUUCCUGCCGAACCAGACGAACUUCCUCCUCUGGCCAAGUGCUCCUGGUGGAUCCCGUCUGCCACCAAAGUGCUCAGCCUGUUCAAUGCAGCCAACAGCGUCUCCUCUUUACCCAUCAUGCCUUUCACCGACUUCUACAACAUCACUGUGGAGCACAUAGACUUCAUGGAGGACUACAGGACCUGGCAGAACUACGGCAACUCCAACAGAUUUUCCUUCUGUCAGUUUCCCUUCAUCCUGUCGACGGUGGUGAAGAAAGCCAUCAUCCAGAAAGACUCCGAGCAGCAGAUGAUCAGUCAGGCCAGGCUAAGCCUGGUCAGUAAGGUGUCUCGCAGGCAGAGAGUGGACAUGAACCUUCUGUUCCUCAACAUUAAAGUACGACGGGCGCAGCUCCUCAGCGACUCACUGGAUGAGCUGACGAGGAAGCGGUGCGACCUGAAGAAGAAGCUGAGGGUGACCUUCGUCGGGGAGGCGGGGCUUGACAUGGGCGGCCUGACGAAGGAGUGGUUCCUGCUGCUGGUGCGACAGAUCUUCCACACAGACUACGGGAUGUUCACCGACAUGAAGGACUCACGCUGUCAUUGGUUCAGCAGUUGGAAGUGUGACAACUACUCUGAGUUCCAGUUGGUCGGGACUCUGAUGGGUUUAGCAGUUUACAACAGCAUCGCUCUGGACAUCCACUUCCCUCUCUACUGCUACAGGAAGCUCCUGGCUCCGCCCACUGCACCAUGUGACCAGAACGCCCUGGUGGGCAUGGCGCCGGCCACCCUGGACGACCUGCAGCAGAUCAUGCCAGAGCUGGCUCACGGUCUGGGAGAGCUGCUGAGCUACGAGGGGAACGUGGAGGACGACUUCUACCUCACCUUCCAGGUGUUCCAGGAGGAGAUGGGCGUCGUCAGGUCCUACAACCUGAAGCCGGGAGGAGACAGAAUUCCUGUGACCAGGCAGAACAGGAAGGAGUACGUUCAGCUCUACGUCGACUUCCUGUUGAAUAAAUCCAUUUAUAAACAGUUUGCUGCCUUUUACCACGGCUUCCACAGUGUGUGUGCCUCCGACGCACUCAUGCUGCUGCGGCCGGAGGAGGUGGAGAUGCUGGUGUGCGGCAGCCCGGACCUGGACAUGAGUGCGCUGCAGAGAGCUGCUCAGUAUGAAGGAUACAACAAGAUGGACGCCACGGUUCGGUGCUUCUGGGACGUGGUCCUGUCGUUCCCUCUCGAGCUGCAGAAGAAGCUCCUGCACUUCGCCACAGGAAGUGACCGUGUUCCUGUCGGAGGAAUGGCCGACCUCAACUUCAAGAUCUCCAAGAUCGACGUCCCGAUCGACUGGCUGCCGAUCUCUCACACCUGCUUCAAUCAGAUCGGUCUGCCGGCGUACCGCACCAGGAAGGAGCUGAAACACAAACUCACCAUCGCCAUCUCCAACGCCGAGGGCUUCGGCCUGGAGUGACACACACACACACACACACACACACACACACACACACACGGUGGAUCAGAGUGUGUUGUGACAAACAGAAGAAACACAAGUCACUUCGAUCACAUGAAGAAAUCGAACCAUAGACGUUUUCAGUUUCAUGAAUCAGUAGAAAUCUGUGUCAGCCUCAGAAACGGGUCAAAUAAGUGAAUUGUUCAAAUAUUUAAAUCCUCUGACUGUAACUUCCUCUGUGUUCUUAGUUAUUAUUAUAAUUAUUAUUAUCAGUGUUCAUUGUUAUUGUCUCUGACUCAGUAAAAACAUUCAGAAGAAGAAUCAACGAGUUUUCCGAUGAAUGAAUUUUACUCUGAAGUGAUGCGACAGGAAGUGAGAGACGAAGGUCAGAGGUCAGAGUCUGUUGUGUGUAGAUCUGAUGAUGUCACCGGUGUUUUAAAUAUGUUUCAUGUCCCAGUUUGUGGCAGAAGAAUCACGAGAUGUGGAUUUCCAUGUGAAUAGUUUAUUUUCCGACAUGGCCUGAAGUGAAGUGACGGCUGCAGCAGAGAUCUUUUAUCUUUUAAACGUCGUGUGACUGAAGCAGAGCCGUUGAUUGACAGCUCACUGCUCUUUGAUGUUCAUGUCAGUCCAUAUCGAUGAUUUUUCAAUUAUCAUUUCUUUCAACAGUUUUUCACCUGAGUGAAGUUUGUAGUUUUAAAGUCAGCAGAUGAUAUGGAUGAAAAUGAUAUUGUGAUAAUUCUAGAUAUUGUUUACUCGUCUGUUCUCACGAGGUCGAGGUCUCAGAGCUUCUGGGCUCUGAUCAAACUGUCUUCUGUCCACGUCUCUGUUUCCUGGGCGACGUGUCUGAGGUCCUAGCGAUGCACGAGUAGCAGUAACCAAGCAACGCUCAGGAACUGGUCUGGAACUGGUCUGGCACUGGUCUGGCUGCAGAACCUCCCAUCACAGGAUCUGGGCCAGUCGUCCACUGAAGGAGUCGUUUCUGUGCUUUAACCUCGUCCAGCGCUGCAGGAGACAGACAACGUCUUCUGGACACGUCCACGUCUCGUCCGACUGAAGACGGACAGAAGGACGGAGGAGACGUGGAGGCUUCCCAGUGGGACAUCAAUGUUUUCAUUUCCGGUGUGUGGGACCAAACUGUGUGUGGGACAGUGGCUCGGUGUGUGUGGAUCGGAUCAGAGGUUGUGAUGUUUGAAUUUGAAACGUGACAGGAAACUCCUGAUUUAAUAUUUAACAGCUGAAACCGUUGUGUUGUGUCUUCUGAGGUAAAGUCUUUAAAGCUUGUGUUGCUCUCGUCUUCUCUAACGAACUGAACCGAUGUGUGAACUCACGAUUCUGCAUAAAGGUCGACGAGGGGUCGCUCCUCUGGAAAAGAUUCACGGACUCUUUCUUGAUUUGAAGAAACUCAGACUCAUCGUGAAGUUCAGUCACACUGGAACAGUUUAUAAUAAAAUACCUAUACCAUAAA